Messenger RNA from Danio aesculapii, 4638 nucleotides. RefSeq names its product tripartite motif containing 46b (gene trim46b). Bases 225 to 2519 code for a protein of 764 amino acids. The transcript is spliced from 12 exons. Gene Ontology annotation, molecular function: protein binding; zinc ion binding. Lineage: Eukaryota; Metazoa; Chordata; Actinopteri; Cypriniformes; Danionidae. The record is from RefSeq and is a predicted model, not a curated record.
UAAUGGUGCGGCGUGCUGCUGAUGAAGCGGACGUGUUUGUUUCCACGGAAACGGGAUGCGGGCUGGAGUCGGAGAGCGUUUAAAAGCAUCUCCAGCUGCGUGCGGAUGCAGCGACAUCCUACUAACCUACAUACCAACCUGAAACACGCAAUGGCGGCCAAAGGAACAUUUCUGCACUGACAUAUGAUGAUCUACUGCGGCGAAGCGGAACAUAAACGUUCACUAUGAAGAGUAUGGAGCUGGAGCUGCAGUGUCCCGUCUGCAAGGACAUUGUCAAGCAGCCUAUUGUACUUCCGUGUCUGCACAGCGUGUGUCUGAUGUGUGCCUCAGAGGUGCUGAUUCAAAGCGGGUACCCUCAACCCGAGCUCCCGCCGGAGCCCAACUCACCCGCUUCCACACCAAACAUGCGUUCUCCGCGGCAGAUGCGCAGACCUAUGCCUAAAUCUGACCGCGUGGACCGCCUGUUGCGCUCAGGCUCUGGGACAUACCCGGGUCGCAGGCGAAAGGACGGCCCUCCACCUCUUAUGCUGUUCCCUUGCGCUCCCUGUGGGCGAGAUGUAGAACUAGGUGAGAGAGGACUGGCUGAGUGCAUGAGGAACCUUGCACUGGAGAGAAUUGUGGAAAGGUACAGACACACAGUGAGUCUGGGCAGCGUGGCUGUGAUGUGUCAGUUUUGCAAACCCCCACAGGCCCUGGAGGCCACUAAAGGCUGCGCAGACUGCAGAGCCAGCUUCUGCAAUGAGUGCUUCAAACUCUACCACCCCUGGGGCACUCCUCGCGCCCAGCACGAACAUGUCCAGCCCACACUCAACUUCAGACCAAAGGUGCUGACAUGCCCAGAACAUGAUCAGGAGCGGCUGCAGUAUUACUGUAAGUCAUGUCAGAUGCUUCUCUGCUCUCUCUGUAAACUGCGUCGAGUCCAUGCUGGUCACAAAAUUGCACCCGUCACCCAAGCCUACCAGACUCUCAAGGACAAGAUCACCAAGGAGCUGAACUACAUCCUGUCCAAUCAGGACAUGGUGUUGACUCAGAUCACACAACUGGAGAACGCUGUCACUCAAACUGAGGUGAACAGCGUAUCGGCCAAAGAGCAGCUCUCUCACUGUGUGAAGGAGAUAAUGGCGCUGCUAACCGAGAGGCAGACAAUGCUGGCGCAGGCUCUGGAAGGCUCACGGCAGAGAAGGGCAGAUGCUUUGUCCAGUCAGGUGGCUGAAAAACGCAGCCUGCUGGAGCAUGCCGGACUGAUGGCAUUCACCCAAGAGUUGCUCAAAGAAAAUGACCCAUCGAGCUUUGUUCACGCAGCUAGAAUAACACACAACAGAUUGGCCCAGUCUAUUGAAUCUAUGCAGCAUUUCUCUCUCUCUGCUGAUCCCUCAUUUCGUCACUUCCAGCUUGAUAUUUCCAGAGAGCUCAAACUCCUCACUGACCUGAACUUCCUUCAGGCCCCUCUCGCACCUGUAAUUGACACCCAGCGGACUCUUGCCUAUGACCAGCUCUUCCUGUGUUGGCGGUUGCCUCAAGACUCCACUCCCGCCUGGCAUUUCUCAGUGGAAUUCCGACGGCGAGGGGUAGUGCCAGGGGGUGGGGCAAGAGGGGGAAUUCGCGGGGGAUUGGCUGCUGCUCGCUGGGGCUGGCAGAGAUUGGAGGAGGUGACCGGGACCUGCGCUGUGAUUGACAGGUUGGAGAUGGACAGUGUGUAUGUGCUCAGAGUGAGAGGCUGCAAUAAGGCUGGCUUUGGAGAAUACAGCGAGGAAGUAUAUUUACACACACCACCAGCUCCAGUGUUGAAUUUUUACCUGGAUUCUCGCUGGGGUCUGCACGCGGACAGACUGGUGGUGAGUAAGGAGCAGCGAUGUGCCCGCAGUGUGCCCGGUCUCUCUCUGCUGCAGGCCGCUGAUCGGGCACUGACCUCCUGCCACCUGACAGCAGAUCUGCUGGUGGGUGAUGUGGCCAUAACACAGGGACGGCACUACUGGGCAUGCUCAGUGGAGCCCGGCUCAUAUCUGGUCAAGGUUGGUGUCGGCCUGGAGUCAAAACUUCAAGAGUGGUUUCAUCUUCCUCAAGACAUGGCUAGUCCAAGAUAUGAUCCAGACAGCGGUCAUGACAGUGGAGCUGAAGAUUCAUCAGAUUCUCCUCCCCCUUUCGCUUUCCUCACAAUGGGUAUGGGAAAGAUCUACCUGCCUUCUUCCGUCAACUCCCAUCACUGCAACACUAAUUACAGAGAGUCUGGCUUCACUAAUGGCAACGGCCCUUCCUCGCCAACCGGCGUCACUUAUCCUUUGCCACCGAGACUAGGAGUGUGUCUCGACUUUGAGAAGGGGCGUGUCACAUUUUACGAUGCCCAUUCGCUCCGCCCACUAUGGGAGGGGCCUGUGGACUGCUCUGCCCCAGUGUGCCCUGCGUUCUGUUUCAUCGGAGGCGGGGCUCUGCAGCUACAGGAGCUCGUAGCCAAUCGUAACGCAAAUCAAACCCCUGUGAGACGAGUCACCAUACAAUCACGUGUCACAAAACUGAACUGACCUUGAUUUUUAUAAUUCGAUUUUAAGAGACUCGAUUUUAAGUUUUUAAUUGCACCCAACGUAAAACCUCUGCUGAUGUUUCUUUUGGUUUUGAGAGGCCUUUAUUGCUGGCACUGCUUGCUGAAUUUUAAACCUUUAAAAAUGAAUACAAUUAAUUUGCUGUCACCUACACUUACUGGCCACUUUAUUAGGUACACCUGUCCAACUGCUCUUUAACGCAAAUUUCUAAUCAGCCAAUCACAUUGCAGCAACUCACUGCAUUUAGAGAUGUAGACAUGGUCAAGAUGAUCGCCUGCAGUUCAAACCGAGGAUCAGAAUGGGGAAGAAAGGAGAUUUAAGUGACUGAACAUGGCAUGGUUGUUGGUGCGAGACGGGCUGGUCUGAGUAUUUCAGAAACUGCUGAUCUGCUGGGAUUUUCACGCACAACCAUCUCUAGGGUUUACAGAGAAUGGUCUGAAAAAGAGAAAAUAUCCAGUGAGCGGCAGUUCUGUUGGGGCAAAUGCCUUCUUGAUGCCAGACGUCAGAGGUGAAUGGCCAGACUGGUUCCAGUAACUCAAAUAACCACUCGCUACAGUUGAGGUAUGCAGAAGAGCAUCUCUGUACACACAACACAUCCAACUUUAAGGCAGAUGGGCUACAGCAGCUGAAGAGCACACUAGGUGUCACUCCUGUCAGCUAAGAACAGGAAAGGUUACAAUUCACACAGGCUCACCAAAAUUGGACAAUAGAAGAUUGGAAAAAUGUUGCCUGGUCAACAUCAUGAAAGUAUGAAUCCAUUCUGCCUUGUAUUAACAGUUCAGGCUGCUGGUGGUGGUGUAAUGGUGUGGGGGAUACUUUCUUGGCACACUUUGGGCCUAAUAGUACUAAUUGAUCAUUGUGUCAAAGCCAGAGCUUACCUUAGUAUUGUUGCUGACCAUGUCCAUCUCUUACAGUGUAUCUAUCUUCUGAUAGUAAUUCAAAAGGAUAACGCAUCAUAUAGCACAAAUCAUCUCAGACUGAUUUCUGGAACAUGAAAAUGAGUUCACUGUACUCAAAUGGCCUCCACAGUCACCAGAUCUCAAUCCAAUAGAGCAUCAUUGGGAUGUGGUGGAAAGAGAGAUUCACAUCAUAGAUGUGCAGCCGACAAAUCUGCAGCAACUGCGUGAUGCUGUCAUGUCAAUAUGGACCAAAAUCUUUAAGGAAUAUUUCCAGUCCCGGAAAUUGAAUCUAUGCCACAAAGGAUUAAGGCAGUUCUGAGGGCAAAAGGAGGUCCAACCCGGUACUUGUAAGGUGUACCUAAUAAAGUGGCCGGUGAGUGUAUAUACCCAUGAAAGCUAUUUAAACAGCAUACUCACUUAUAUAAACACACACUAUAUGCAAAAAUAUAUAUUUCCCAAUUCAUAAGCAGUGACAUCUGUGUUCCAAUGUAGAAAAUUGUGCCUCAAAGUUUUUUCAUACUAGAUUCCUCCCACUUGAUGUAUAUUAUAGUGAUAUAAUAUACCUUGUAUUAAAGUGAUUUUUGUUUAUUAAUCUCUUAACAGAGCAGAAAUUCCAGACUGUUAUACAAGGCCUAAUUUUAUAACCCACAAUACUAUUGUAAACAUCUGCUCUUUUAACCUCUAGCCAUGUGCUUUCAGGACAGAUCUGUCAAACUCUUUCCGCUGUCAAGUAGAGCAUUUACAAAGAUAUUUACUCAACAUGCGUCUCAUGCCAGACCAAAUGCUUCUCGCUGCUGUUUUGCCUUAGAUGGUUAGGAAGAGUUUUUGAUUUGUUGAAAAAAAGUGGCUUCUAGACUGCAGUUGGUACUUUUUUCUGAGUAAUAUAUUGAGGCACACUCACCGUAUAGCUUAUACAAUUUGUUGUUUUGAAUUCCCAUAUGCUAAGAAAAUAUCGAAAGCUUAAAUUAAGUGAAGAACCGAAAUCUUCAAUGCAAUAGGUUGGAAGUGCACCGUUUUGCUCAAUAUUAACGCGAUUGGAUGUGUGUGUAUGUGUGCACUAACCCCACCAUUAUAAAUCACCUUAUGCAAAUUCACACUGAAGCUUUGUAGAGAAUAUUUUUUAAGAGUUUGACUCGUGCGCUUCCCUUGGAAUGGCUUUAAAAGAGUGCAGCUUGGCUGGAGAGAGUCGUGGCUUUUGCCUG